Messenger RNA from Piliocolobus tephrosceles (Ugandan red Colobus), 1331 nucleotides. RefSeq names its product gap junction protein alpha 3 (gene GJA3). Bases 1 to 1263 code for a protein of 420 amino acids. Gene Ontology annotation, biological process: cell-cell signaling; visual perception. Gene Ontology annotation, molecular function: gap junction channel activity. NCBI's taxonomy places the organism in Eukaryota, Metazoa, Chordata, Mammalia, Primates, Cercopithecidae. The record is from RefSeq and is a predicted model, not a curated record. The transcript has a single exon. Gene Ontology annotation, cellular component: gap junction; connexin complex.
AUGGGCGACUGGAGCUUUCUGGGCAGACUCUUAGAAAAUGCGCAGGAGCACUCCACGGUCAUCGGCAAGGUGUGGCUGACCGUGCUGUUCAUCUUCCGCAUCCUGGUGCUGGGGGCGGCGGCGGAGGAGGUGUGGGGCGACGAGCAGGCCGACUUCACCUGCAACACGCAGCAGCCGGGCUGCGAGAACGUCUGCUACGACCGGGCCUUCCCGAUCUCCCACAUCCGCUUCUGGGCGCUGCAGAUCAUCUUCGUGUCCACGCCCACCCUCAUCUACCUGGGCCACGUGCUGCACCUGGUGCGCCUGGAGGAGAAGCGCAAGGAGAGGCAGGAGCCGGAGCCGCCCAGGAGAGACGGCCCCAGCGCCCGGGAGCCGCCGCAGGACGAGCCCCGCUCGCGGGACGACGGCGGCCGGGUGCGCAUGGCCGGGGCGCUGCUGCGAACCUACGUCUUCAACAUCAUCUUCAAGACGCUGCUGGAGGUGGGCUUCAUCGCCGGCCAGUACCUGCUGUACGGCUUCGAGCUGCAGCCGCUGUACCGCUGCGACCGCUGGCCCUGCCCCAACGCCGUGGACUGCUUCAUCUCCAGGCCCACGGAGAAGACCGUCUUCGUCAUCUUCAUGCUGGCCGUGGCCUGCGCGUCGCUGCUGCUCAACCUGCUGGAGAUCUACCACCUGGGCUGGAGGAAGCUCAAGCAGGGCGUGGCCAGCCUCGGCCCGGACGCCCCCGAUGCCCCGCCCCCCAGCUCCCGGCCCACGGCCGUGGCCCUCGGGUUCCCGCCCUACUAUGCGCACGCCGCUGCCCCCGCGGGACAGGCCCGCGCCGUGGGCUACCCCGGGGCCCCGCCCCCCGCCGCGGACUUCCGAACGCCCGCCCUGCCCGAGGCGCGCGGCACGCGCCCGUCCGCCCAGCUCUGCAGCGGCCGCCGCCACCUGCCGGUGAGCGAGCAGAACUGGGCCCGCCGGGCGGCCGAGCAGCAGCGCCCCGAGCUCCAGGCCUACCCGGCGGCGCCCCCGCCCGCGGCCCCCAGCCCCACCGGCAGCAGCUCCCGGCCGCUCACGCACGAGGCCGAGGCUGGCGCGGCGCCCCUGCUGCGGGAUGGCAGCAGCAGUCUGGAGGGGAGCGCCCUGGCGGGGACCCCCGAGGAGGAGCAGGCCGUGACCACCGCGGCUCAGAUGCACCAGCCGCCCUUGCUCCCCGGAGACCCAGGUCGGGCCAGCAGGGCCAGCAGUGGGCGGACCAGGCCGGAGGACUUGGCUGUCUAGAGCCCGGUGCCCGCCUCCAGGCAGCUGUGUCGUGAUCAUCUUCUUAGAAACCAAAACCCAAGUGCACU